GGAAAGAAUGAAUUAGUGUCAUGGUCUUUCUCAAUCCUGCAUCCUUCUCAAUUUUCUCAUCACAUAUCUCUCUCUCUCCUCGGAACGAAAACUCUUGCCCACUUCCUCCCCACUAUCUCUGCCGCCCUGUCGCCGCCUCAUCCCCGCGCCUCGUCGCCUCCUUCAUCGCAACCUCUUCUCCGCCACUUUUUCUCUCUCCUCGAUUCUCUGCUCUGCUGAUCUGCUACCGGUACCUCCGCGAUGCAUCGAGUCGGUAGUGCAGGGAAUACAUCUGGCUCAAAUCGCCCUCGUAAAGAGAAGAGAUUGACGUAUGUUCUUAAUGCUUCCGAUGACACAAAGCAUUCUGCUGGCGUAAAUUGUUUGGCUGUGUUGAAGUCAAAUGGUUCUGGUAGGAGUGAGUACUUGUUUACUGGUAGUCGUGAUGGAACAUUGAAGAGAUGGACUAUAGAUGAAGAAGCAGCUAGCUGCUCUGCUACAUUUGAAUCUCACGUUGAUUGGGUGAAUGAUGCUGUCCUUGUUGGUGACCACACGCUUGUGUCAUGUUCUUCUGACACUGCUCUGAAGACAUGGAACUGCCUGUCCGAUGGUGUUUGCACAAAGACGUUGCGUCAGCACUCAGAUUAUGUUACCUGUCUUGCUGCAGCAGAAAAAAAUAGCAAUAUUGUUGCCUCUGGUGGUCUCGGUGGGGAGGUCUUCGUUUGGGAUAUUGAAGCUGCAGUCGCUCCAGUUUCUAAGUCAAAUGACAGUGCAGAGGAAGAGGCUCCGAAUGGAAUUAGUGGUGGCGGGAGUAAUGUGCCAAUCACUAGUUUACGUACCAUCAAUUCCAGUAAUAGCAUCUCUUUGCAUUCUACUCCAAAUCAUGGAUACAUUCCUACUGCUGCCAAAGGCCACAAGGAGUCGGUGUAUGCAUUAGCGAUGAAUGAUGUUGGUACCAUACUAGUAUCUGGUGGAACCGAAAAGGUUGUGCGUGUUUGGGAUCCAAGAUCUGGUACUAAGACCAUGAAGCUGAGGGGACACACAGAUAAUGUUAGGGCUUUACUCUUGGAUUCUACGGGGAGGUACUGUUUGUCCGGUUCUUCUGAUUCUAUGAUCAGACUCUGGGAUCUUGGUCAGCAGCGCUGCGUGCAUUCAUAUGCUGUUCAUACAGAUUCUGUUUGGGCGCUUGCCAGCACAUCAUCAUUUAGCCAUGUGUACAGUGGUGGAAGAGAUCAGUCUCUAUAUUUAACAGACUUGUCCACUAGAGAGAGCAUUCUGCUUUCUACCGAAGAUUACCCAAUUUUGCAAUUGGGGCUCGAUGAUGAAAGCAUAUGGGUUGCAAGUACAGAUUCUUCGGUGCAUAGGUGGCCUGCUGAAGGACACAAUCCUCAGAAAAUGUUCCAAAGAGGAGGUUCCUUCUUGGCUGGGAACUUGUCGUUCUCAAGGGCCAGGGCUUCUCUCGAAGGAUCUACCCCUGUUCCAGUUUACCGGGAGCCAACACUUAAGGUUCCUGGAAUCCCAGCUAUUGUGCAGCAUGAUAUAUUGAAUAAUCGAAGGCAUGUGCUUACCAAGGAUACAGCUGGCUGUGUGAAGCUAUGGGAGAUCACGAGGGGUACUGUAAUUGAGGAUUAUGGCGAGGUAUCAUUUGAGGAGAAAAAGAAAGAGUUAUUUGAAAUGGUGAGCAUUCCUGCAUGGUUCACCGUAGAUACCAGGCUCGGUAGUUUGUCUAUCCAUCUGGAUACACCACAAUGCUUUUCAGCAGAGAUGUAUUCUGCUGAUCUGAACAUUGCUGGAAAACCUGAGGAUGAUAAGGUUAAUCUAGCUCGAGAAACACUUAAGGGCUUGUUAGCUCAUUGGUUGGCAAAAAGAAAACAAAGGUCUGGAUCUCAAUCAUCAGCAAAUGGAGAAGUUCAAUCAGUGAAAGAUGUCUCUGCCAGGAGCAUAACGCAUUCAAGAAUUGAGGUUGAUGGUAGUGCAGAAAAUGAUUCAAUGAUAUAUCCUCCAUUUGAGUUUUCUGCUGUAUAUCCUCCUUCCAUUAUUACCGAGGGUUCUCAAGGGGGUGCAUGGAGGAAAAAGAUAGCUGAUCUGGAUGGUACUGAAGAUGAAAAGGAUCUCCCCUGGUGGGUUAUGGAUUGUGUUCUGAAUAAUCGUCUACCUCCCAGAGAGAAUACCAAGUGUAGCUUUUACUUGCAUCCAUGUGAAGGCUCUACUAUCCAAAUUUUGACCCAGGGGAAGUUGAGUGCUCCUCGUAUAUUAAGAAUACAUAAGGUUAUCAACUAUGUUGUUGAAAAGAUGGUCCUCGACAAAUCAUUGGAGGGUGCGGCUGGAGAUGGGACAUUUGCUCCCGGAUUGGCUGGAGGACCCUUGCAGCAUUCAACAACUGGAGGAGAUGCUCUUCGGUCGGGUUUGAGACCUUGGCAGCGGCUAAAGCCUGCCAUUGAAAUCUUGUGCAAUAAUCAGGUAUUAUUGCCUGAUAUGAGUUUGGCGACCGUACGAGCUUAUGUCUGGAAAAAACCUGAGGAUUUGGUACUUCAUUAUCGUGUGAUGCAGGGAAGGUGACUUUACUGAAAGCCACAAGGUUAGGACUGUCGGUAAAGGAUUGCAAUGGAGCUAGCUGUGUUAGGUCAUGGUUUAUAUAUCAUGGGUUGCUUAUAUUGUUCGGAUAUGUCGAGUGCUUCAUUGUAUAUUGGAGAAGAAAUUUGAUUGCUGGAUUUGGCAGCGUUCUCAGGCGUUUCUUGAGAAGUUUCUGAUCGGCAUUUUCCAUUGUCGGAAAUGUUGCAGAAUCUGAAGCUCCUAUAACUGAAAUACAUACGAGCUUUUGUGGAUACUGCAACCCUUAUUCGUGGAGACUGCUCAGCAAAAUUGAAGAAAUUCUGUCUUGUGUAGAGAGCCAAUGCAGUAGAGCUGUGAAUUUCUAGAGGAAUGGGAUCAGGAAUAUGAUAUCAAAAGCCUUGUAGAUUUGUAACUUAAGGAGUUAAGGUGUUUCAGUCAUAGGAAAUAGAAAGGAAGCAAAGCAUCUAUGAACCAAAAAUAUUUGUCCUGCAAAUAAAUCAGUGUUCAUUUUUCUGCACAGUUAUUUGGUAUAUAUUUAUUUUCUUA
Molecule: messenger RNA, 3075 nt
Organism: Beta vulgaris subsp. vulgaris (sugar beet)
Lineage: Eukaryota; Viridiplantae; Streptophyta; Magnoliopsida; Caryophyllales; Amaranthaceae
Exons: 19
Coding region: 241-2535 (764 amino acids)
Biological process (GO): double-strand break repair via homologous recombination; protein deubiquitination
Molecular function (GO): ubiquitin binding
Source: RefSeq, a predicted model, not a curated record